Messenger RNA from Uloborus diversus, 2122 nucleotides. It is a transcript of the gene ThrRS, whose product is annotated as threonine--tRNA ligase 1, cytoplasmic-like. Bases 1 to 2028 code for a protein of 675 amino acids. Gene Ontology annotation, biological process: threonyl-tRNA aminoacylation. Gene Ontology annotation, molecular function: ATP binding; threonine-tRNA ligase activity. Gene Ontology annotation, cellular component: cytoplasm. Lineage: Eukaryota; Metazoa; Arthropoda; Arachnida; Araneae; Uloboridae. The transcript has 18 exons. The record is from RefSeq and is a predicted model, not a curated record.
AUGGCUCUAAAACCAUGGCCAUCUUAUAUCAACGAUCGUCUUCAGAUGUGGGAUAAACUGUAUGCUGAUUAUAAAGCUGAGUUAGAAGCCAAAACACCUGAAUCAAUAAAAAUUACUUUACCUGAUGGAAAAGUUGUUGAUGGCGAAUCAUGGCGUACUACUCCUUAUCAAGUUGCUCAAGGUAUCAGUCAGGGAUUGGCUGAUAAUGUUGUGAUUGCUAAGAUCAAUGGGCAGUUAUGGGAUCUUGACCGACCCCUUGAAGCUGAUUGCAAACUUGAAUUAAAAAAGUUUGACAGCGACGAUGGACAGCAAGUGUUUUGGCAUUCCAGUGCACACAUGGUAGGAGAGGCGAUGGAACGAGUGUAUGGCGGUUGUUUAUGUUAUGGUCCACCCAUUGAGAGUGGCUUUUAUUAUGACAUGCAUUUGGAAAAUGCUUCUGUUUCAAGAAACGACUUUCCUGUACUUGAAACUCUUGUUAAAUCAAUUACAAAGGAAAAGCAACCAUUUGAAAGAUUAGAAUUGCCUAAAGAAACCUUGUUAGAAAUGUUUAAAUACAAUAAGUUUAAACUGAGGAUUCUUAAUGAAAAAGUAAAGACGCCAACAACUACUGUUUACAGAUGCGGAAGCCUGAUUGACUUGUGUAGAGGCCCACAUGUUCGACACACAGGAAAAGUGAAAGCUCUCCAGAUUGUUAAAAAUUCUUCAACUUAUUGGGAAGGAAAGGCUGAUGCUGAAUCUCUUCAAAGAAUUUAUGGAAUAUCAUUUCCUGAUAGUAAACAAUUGAAAGAAUGGCAGAAAUUUCAAGAAGAAGCAGCUAAGAGAGACCACAGAAAAAUUGGCAGGGAGCAAGAGUUAUUUUUCUUUCACGAACUCAGUCCUGGCAGUUGUUUCUUUCAACCAAAGGGUGCUCAUAUAUACAAUGAGUUAGUAACAUUAAUGAAGGAGGAAUAUAGGAAAAGAGGUUUCCAAGAAGUUGUGUCACCUAAUGUAUAUAACAGCAAGUUGUGGGAAACUUCAGGACACUGGCAACAUUAUUCCGAAAAUAUGUUUUCAUUUGAAGUAGAGAAGCAAAUAUUUGCUUUAAAGCCUAUGAACUGUCCAGGACAUUGUUUGAUCUUUGACCAUCGGCCAAGAUCCUGGCGAGAAUUACCUCUAAGGUUAGCUGAUUUUGGUGUGCUACAUCGAAAUGAAAUUUCUGGUGCUCUAACAGGACUGACUAGAGUUCGACGAUUUCAACAAGAUGAUGCUCAUAUAUUUUGUACUCCAGAACAGAUUACAAGUGAAAUGAAGGGCUGUUUAGAAUUUCUUCGUGAUGUCUACUCUGUUUUCGGCUUUACAUUUCAAUUGAAACUGGCCACACGACCUGAAAAUUUUCUCGGAGACAUUAAAGACUGGGAUGAUGCAGAAAAGCAAUUAACAGAAAGCUUAAAUGCAUUUGGACAGCCAUGGGACUUAAAUCCUGGUGAUGGAGCAUUUUAUGGCCCAAAAAUUGACAUUACUAUAACAGACGCAUUAAGAAGGCCGCAUCAGUGUGCAACAAUUCAGCUAGAUUUCCAGCUUCCAAUACGUUUCAAUCUUGCCUAUGACAGUGUUUCUGGUGAAAAGAAACGACCUGUUAUUAUACAUCGAGCCAUACUAGGAUCCGUUGAAAGGAUGAUUGCUAUUUUGACAGAGAACUAUGGAGGAAAAUGGCCCUUUUGGUUAUCUCCUCGUCAGUCUAUUGUUGUGCCUGUUGGUGCAAUGUUUGAAGAAUAUGCCCAGAAGGUAUCUACUGAAAUAAAAAAUGCAGGGUUCAUAUGUGACAUGGAUGUUGAUCAAGGAGAUACCAUGAACAAAAAGAUAAGAAAUGCUCAGGUUGCACAGUAUAAUUUCAUUUUUGUUGUUGGUGAAAGAGAGAAAUCUUCCAAUACCGUUAAUGUACGUACAAGAGAUAAUAUUGUACAUGGUGAAUUUUCAAUUGAGGACGUUAUAUCAAAAUUCACAGUGCUUAAAAAGCAACGUAUUGCUGAUUCAGAAAAAUCUUUCUAGGCUUCUGAAAUUAUUCUUGGACAUUUUGUACUACUUCACUCUGCACUGGAUAUUAAUUUAUGCUACAAAAUACUAAAUAAAAUUUAAAAUCUGA